Messenger RNA from Armigeres subalbatus, 1714 nucleotides. RefSeq names its product zinc finger protein 708-like. Lineage: Eukaryota; Metazoa; Arthropoda; Insecta; Diptera; Culicidae. Bases 24 to 1259 code for a protein of 411 amino acids. The record is from RefSeq and is a predicted model, not a curated record. The transcript is spliced from 3 exons. Gene Ontology annotation, biological process: regulation of transcription by RNA polymerase II. Gene Ontology annotation, cellular component: nucleus. Gene Ontology annotation, molecular function: zinc ion binding; DNA-binding transcription factor activity, RNA polymerase II-specific.
AUUACCUUGCCAGGUUAGCUCUGAUGCUAACUCAAAUCAACAAUAACAAUAAUAUUAAGAUAAAUCUUGAAACCAUUCCCUUCCCAACGUAUUACUACGAAAAUCACGUUUUAAAAUCAAACCAAGGGCUCGAAAUGGCCAUUUCGGAAGUAAACUAUCUCCUUUGCUGCAGAAUAUGUUUGGGUUUCGAAGAGGACGAAUGCUUCCUGGAUCUCUUCAGUGCCACACUGCCGGAAACGACCGUGGAAUUGCGAGAGGCUUUGCAGAAAUCAACUGGAAUAGAGUACAAUCAGGAAGACAGCUUACCUUCAAAGAUAUGCCAAUCGUGUCUUCAACGUCUCCAAGACACUUACAACUUUAUUUCGGAAUGUAUCGAUAAUAGCUCCGUUCUAGAAUCCCUUAAAGAGCAUGCCCUAUCGCUCACAAAUUCAAAAGAGGAAGAUGAUUUACAAGUCAAUAACACAGCAUCAGAUAUUGAAGAAUCAUUUAGCGAAAUUAGCGUAGAAGUAGCCCCAAACGUAACGGAACUCCUACAAAUUGAGUGUCUGCAAACACCGAACGAAAGGUACGCGAUAUACGAACUGAACGAUGGCUACGUUGAACAACAAUCGGACAUCACACCAAAGACGGAAGCUCUCGCAACGAACGUUGAGACAGCUCAUGACAAGCCAACGAUCGAAGAACAAGCCCCCGAUGCAGUGGACUUCAUUCUGCGCAACCUAAUGCCAGCAGACAAGGAAAGGCGAAAGAGAUCGAUGCCAACGGAACGGCGAUAUCAAUGUCAGGUGUGUGACAAAACCUUCCAGCGGAAAUCCAACUUGGUUGAUCAUCUGCGGCUGCACGCCAACGUGAAGCUGUUUGCGUGCAGCUACUGCAGUGCGGCCUUCGUGCAGGCCGGAAAUCUGAAGAGCCACAUCCGGAAGCACACCUUGGAGAAGCCGUUCAAGUGUGACCAUUGCGGGAAGAGCUACAGCCAAUCCGGCGCACUUAAGACUCACAUCAGAACCCAUACCAACGAGCGGAACUACGUGUGCGAUAUAUGCAAUAAAGCCUUCACUAACAGCUCUGAUUUGAAUAAGCACAAAAUGACUCACUCCGAUCUGCGCUUUUACCAGUGCGUUUUGUGCAGCCAAAGGUACUUCAUUCAGAAGGUACACCUCAAAAAGCAUUUGAGAUCGUUCCACCGGGAUGCCAACUGCGAAGAGUUACUCGAACAGGGCACGCUAAAGAAAGGCGUCGCCGUGGAGCGACAUCGAUAGCGCUAACGAUCGCACUUGAUCGGAAUUGAAUUGGAAAAAGAAGCGCAAUGCUUAAUGUCUUGCAAUAAGUUCAGUUCAUUCGCGGCAGGAAACAAUUGCACGAUCGUAAUUCGAAUUACGUAACGCAUUAGGAAGUGGGAGAGGAUCUAUAGAGCUGUCCGUGCCCUUUCAUGUAUUCAAAAAAAAACCUAUAAUACAAAGUGUUACAUUUUUUAAAAAAUUACAAAAAAAACAUAUUUGCGUUAUGUAAUUUGUGAAUAAACCCUUGAAAAGAAGUAGGCGGCUUGUGUAGGUAAGUACUUGGUAAAUUAGAUGGAUUGAAUUUGGAAUUGCAAUAGGCGACAGAGUAGAGUUAUAAACUGUUGUGUGAGAGUUGAAACUGAAACUAUAAAAAUGCCAUCUUCAACAGAAGUUGUAGUUUUAAAUAUUCAAACAGCAUCGUUAGAAAAUUUAUC